Gastrolobium bilobum is the source of this 1104-nucleotide messenger RNA. RefSeq names its product leucine-rich repeat protein 2-like. The record is from RefSeq and is a predicted model, not a curated record. Bases 147 to 785 code for a protein of 212 amino acids. Gene Ontology annotation, molecular function: protein binding. The transcript is spliced from 7 exons. NCBI's taxonomy places the organism in Eukaryota, Viridiplantae, Streptophyta, Magnoliopsida, Fabales, Fabaceae.
GCCACUUGGUCCAUUUCUCUUCUCUCUUCUUUAGUCCUUCUUCUUCAAUUUUCUUCCCUCCCUCUUUUUAAGUUUUGCCUUUCCUCUCUCUUUCUCUCCUACUUUCUCACACUUACACAAAGAUUUGCUCUCUAAGGAGGGAAAAAAUGGCACCUUUCAUUUACCACUCUCUAUUUCUUCUCCUUCUCCAAUAUCCCCUCCUAUCCCUCUCAACCAACUCCGAAGGGAAUGCUCUGCAUACUUUGAGAAGCAGGCUUUCUGACCCCAACAACGUGCUGCAGAGUUGGGACCCAACUCUGGUUAAUCCAUGUACUUGGUUCCAUGUUACCUGUGACUCCAACAAUCAUGUGAUUCGCUUUGACUUGGGCAAUUCUAACGUUUCUGGAUCUCUGGGCCCAGAACUUGGCCAGCUACACCAUCUGCAGUACCUGGAGCUCUAUAUGAAUGACUUAAGAGGAAAGAUUCCUGAGGAACUUGGUAACUUGAAACACCUUAUUAGCAUGGAUUUGUAUGGUAACAAGUUGGAGGGGAAAAUCCCAAAGUCAUUUGGCAAGUUGAAGUCACUUAAAUUCCUACGGCUGAAUAGCAACAAAUUGUCAGGAUCAAUCCCAAGAGAACUCACUAGUCUCACUAAUCUCAAAAUCUUUGAUGUUUCUAAUAACGACCUCUGUGGAACAAUACCAGUAGAUGGAAACUUUGGAUCUUUCCCAAUGGAAAGUUUUGAAAACAACAGACUUAAUGGUCCCGAGCUGAAAGGACUUGUUCCAUAUGAUUUUGGAUGCUGAAGAAAGAUAGAACUUGCUUAUGAUCUUGACAGAAUGCAAUGAAUAGGCUAAGUUUAGGUGGGGAGUAUCAGAUGGAUGAUGUAUUUGCACAUCAAUAGUUCUUCACCGUUCGUACACUUUUUCUUGAUUGGGGAAAUAAAAAAAUAUUAUUUUCGAACUUGUGUUUUUCUUGUUUUAUUAUAAGACGUGGUGGAAAAAAGAGAGUAUAUAAAUAACAAUUAUUGGUGUAAUGCUUGAUCAGAAAAUGAAUUAAAAAUGUCACAUUUGCAUGUCGAUUUAUCUAGUAAGAUGAUUGUACCACCUGUCUUGGAUUACAGGU